CGGCUACUAUUGCAUAAACCCUAAUUUUCUCUUCCAUUUCCCUCUCGCAAUCGACCUCUGAAUCCUACUAUACGAAGUUGUCAGAUUUUGGGUGAUCUUAUGGGUCCUUCUCCUUUACACGAGUCUUAACUCUUGAUCUGUGUCAAAUGAAUUCGAAAAGGAUGGAUAUUGGCUCCAAAGAUGUCAUCAGCAGUCUACCAGACGCUCUUAUUUGCCACAUUUUGUCUUUCCUCUCCACAAAAGAUGCUGCUUUGACUUCAGUUCUGUCGAAAAGGUGGAGGAAUCUUUUAGCUUUUGUGCCAAUUUUGGAUUUGGAUAACACCAUCUAUGACCAUCCUAAAAUGGGUAGACGUAAAAGGCUACAGAUGCGUACAAGUUUUAAGGUUUUUGUGGAUAGAGUUAUGGCUUUGCAAGGGAAUGCUCCCUUGAACAAAUUCUCUCUAAGGUGUAAAAUUGGUCGUGAUCCAUCUCGUGUCAAUGGUUGGAUACUCAAAGUGUUGGAGCGCGGAGUAGUAGAUCUCUCUCUAUACAUCUCUUCGGAAUAUAAGUAUCCACUGCCUCCACAGGUCUUGAUGAGCAAGACAUUGGUUACGCUGAAAGUAGCUGGUACAGAUGAGUUCACCAUUGAUGUGAUGGACGUUUAUCUUCCAAAGCUUAAGACUUUGCAUAUGGAGGAUGUUUCGUUUGAUGAUGAGACUGGUGCUUCAUUUGCCAAGCUAAUUUCUGCUUGUCACGCGCUUGAGGAGUUAGUUAUGACUAAAAUGAUGUUGGAUUUUUGGGAAUCUUGCUCUGUCUGCAACCCAACCCUCAAGAGAGUCAAAAUUUAUGCUGAGAACAUUGAUGAGAAUCCAAAGAGUGUAUCCUUCGAUACUCCCAAUCUUGUCUACUUAGAAUUCACUGAUACUGUUGCUGCCAAGUAUCCAAAAGCGAAGUUUGAUUCUCUAGUUGAAGCUAGCGUAGGCAUUCGAAUGACACCUGAUCAGGUCUUUCACGCAAGAGAUUUAGUAAAUCGUCAUUAUGGCUAUACAACAAAGUUGGUCGGAAAUGUAGCAGAUUUUCUCAUGGGAAUAAGCAAUGUUAAGAUCCUUUACCUAUCGUCUGAGGCUCUUGAGGAUGCCGAUGAUGAUGGGCAACCGAUGGUGCCUGAGAGGCUUUACUUCGAGCCAACCGAGUACAGCCAAGGUUGUAGGAUAUUGACAAGGUGCUCAGUUAGGAAAGUUGUGGACAAGAUUGAUGAACUUGCUGAGGAGAAAGCAUGGUUCAGAGCGCAUCCUCAAUUUAAGCACAUUUUUCACAUGUUCAAGGAGCCCAACCACAUGAAUCAAGGAUUGUGGAUGCUUCUCCUUCACACUGCUCAUACGGAAAGGCUUAGCGAGUGCUGGUUUGUUGUUAACGGAGUCCCAAUUAGGUAUUCUAUAGGAGAGCAUGCGCUUUUGAGUGGACUUGACUGUCGUGAUUACCCGGCUAACUACAAGGAAUUGGGGAACACGAAGUUUGUUGAGAAGAACUUUGGUAGGAAGGAUAAAGUAAAGAUUUUGGAAGUGGAAGCUAAAUUAAAAGAAAUGAAGGAGAGCUCUGUGGAUAGGAAGAAAAUGGCACUCCUCUGGUUUUUAUGCAAGGUAUUGAAGGCGCAAUACAAGGGUGAUGGUAACAUUGAUCCUUUCCUUCUCCGAGUUGUCAGCGAUUUGAACGUGUGUAAAACGUUCCCUUGGGGGCGUUACACAUUUGAUAUCAUGAUGAAGGAGAUCAGGCGUGUGAUGGCGAAGUUUGAUGGCAGCAUGAAAGACAAAAAAGCUGAAUGUCCUCUUUCUGGUUUCAUUCUACCUCUACAGAUACUUGCUUUUGAGUGUAUUCCUAGCCUUGGCCGCAAAUUCCGAGAAGCUGUACCUGCCCUCGAAGACUGUCCAAGGAUGUGCAAGCACAAGUUCACUGAAGUUUGCAUGAAAGGCAUUCCGUUGGAUGAUAUAAAUGCGGCAAUCGGAACAAGUGCAAAGGAUAUUCAUAGCAUCUUGAAGCCUGAAAACUUGGGUGAAGAAAGACUUUUGCGUCGGAUAUUAGAUCCUGGCUAUGAUGAUGGGAUAGGGGUCAUUGAUGUGGGUGUUGAGAGUUGGAUGGAUCAUCUCACGGUGAAGAAGAAGAAGAUCUUCUGGAGAUCUUUGUAUGAGUUAGACAUUCGACAUCGAGGUGGAUUCACUUCUGAGGCUCCUCAAGUAUCUGAACCUGAGACGACAUCAAUCCUGGAGCUUAAGGGUUUAGUGGGUCUGUUAGAGAAAAGGGUUGCGACCCUCGAACAGCUAGUGCUUCCCCGCCCAUCAUCUCCACCACCCGCCUCCUCACCAGUCUCCUCUGGUCGACCCGCAGUGGCCCCCCCUCGAAGCGCACCGGCAUCAGUUUCAUCUCCUCGGACCGCAGGAGGAGGGACCCCUCCAAGCGCACUGGCACCUCCAAGCGCACCGGCACCUCCAAGCGCACCGACACCUCCAAGCGCACCGGCACCUCCACCAGAAUCCUCCUUCUCGUUGUUGGAUCGUGUGGAGGUGUUGCAUCGUGAUGUAUGGCGCCAAGGAAUAGUGAGGGUGGUUUUAGCCAACAACCGGUACAAGAUCAAGAUCGUUGACUCGUCGGAGGAAUUAGAAUGCAUGUACUGGGAUGUUCGGGCAUCAUCCGCACCACCACCAUCCACAUCAUCAUCAAAAAGCGCAUCAUCAUCCAUAGGCGGUAGAGCAUCCUCAUCCAAAGGCGGUAGAGCUGGAACUAAGAGGCCCCGGAAGACAUCGAAGUACAAGCAGUCGCCUUUUGUCUCUGGGGGGAAGACCAAAAAAGCGAAGAAGUAG
This is a messenger RNA of Eutrema salsugineum, 2834 nucleotides long. RefSeq lists its product as uncharacterized. Lineage: Eukaryota; Viridiplantae; Streptophyta; Magnoliopsida; Brassicales; Brassicaceae. The record is from RefSeq and is a predicted model, not a curated record. The transcript is spliced from 5 exons. The coding region runs from base 147 to 2834 and encodes 895 amino acids. Gene Ontology annotation, molecular function: protein binding.